Molecule: messenger RNA, 1049 nt
Organism: Diospyros lotus (date-plum)
Lineage: Eukaryota; Viridiplantae; Streptophyta; Magnoliopsida; Ericales; Ebenaceae
Product: (+)-neomenthol dehydrogenase-like
Exons: 5
Coding region: 83-991 (302 amino acids)
Cellular component (GO): membrane
Source: RefSeq, a predicted model, not a curated record
AUGAUACACACACACACACACAAGGCAUCAUAUAUAUAUAUAUAUCAUGAGUGGACACACACAAGGCAUCAUAUGAUCAGCAAUGGAACAAGCAACCUCCUUCCCUGCAACAAAGAGGUAUGCAGUUGUGACAGGAGCAAAUAGAGGGAUAGGGUUGGAAGUUUGCAAGCAGUUGGCCUCCAAUGGAGUGACGGUAGUGUUGACUGCCAGAGAUGAGAAGAAGGGCAUUGAAGCCCUUGAAGGGCUCAAAGGGUUUGGUCUCUCUGGUCAUCUGCUUUUUCAUCAGCUUGACCUAUUAGACCCUCGUAGCAUUGUUUCAUUGGCUGAUUUCAUCAAAACCCAGUUUGGGAAGCUUGAUAUCUUGGUGAAUAAUGCGGCAGUUGGCGGGAUCAUAGUGGAUUCUGAAGCAUUAGCAGCUUCAAGAGGGAGAGAAGGAGCUGAAAUUGACUGGAGAAAGAUCAAUUGGAAAGAGAUUACAACACAAACUUACAGUUUGGCUGAACAGUGUUUGGAAACAAACUACUAUGGGGCAAAAAGAAUGAUUGAAGCAUUCAUUCCCCUCCUCCUCUUAUCAGAUUCAGCAAGAAUCAUUAACGUUUCCUCCGGUGUUGGGCAGUUACAGUUUGUACUCAAUGAAGGGGCUGUGGGAGUUCUAAGCAAUGCUGAAACACUUACUGAAGACAGAGUGGAUGAGGUGUUGAAUGUGUUCAUGAAAGAUUUCAAAGAGGGUUUGCUGGAAGCCAAGAACUGGCCAACCUAUCUUUCUGCAUACACAUUAUCAAAAGCUGCCAUAAAUGCCUACACAAGGGUCCUGGCCAAGAAGCAUCCAGACUUGAUGAUUAACUGUGUCAACCCUGGCUAUGUGAAAACAAAUGGUAUUGGUGUCUUAACUGUGGAAGAAGGUGCCCAAAGUCUGGUGAGAUUAGCCCUCCUUCCUGGGGGUGGCCCUUCUGGCAUGUAUUUUUCUAGAAUGGAAGCAUCAGGUUUCUGAAAAUUACAUUUUGUAAUAUGGGUAUUGCUGAAUAUGAAUUCUGAAAAUUGCUAUUUCA